AAAUUAUCUCAAUAAAACGUCGUCAACAAAUAUCGGCAUUCCGCAUUAGCAACCAUUUGCAACAUUCGAAGAUUCCUCGUUAAAUUGGCUCUAGGCCGCAAAUCUAUUUUUCAUUAAUACAUUUUUUUUUAAUAUUAAAAAUGUUUGGGCCUCGAAAAUACAUAUUUUUGUUAAUGAUCGGAACUUUAUGUUUGGCGGAGAAUAACGGUCAUCAUGGCCACCGGUCACAAGAACUAGACGAAAACAAUUGGACGAACAUAUUAAAUGGCGAAUGGAUGAUUUUGUUUUAUGCUCCGUGGUGCCCAGCUUGUAAGUCUCUUGAACCUGAAUGGAGAGCAUUUUCAAAAUGGAGUGAAGAUCAUUCUCAUAUUUCAGUUGCAAGUACAGACAUCACAAUAUCUCCUGGACUUACUGGUCGUUUUAUGGUUACAACAUUACCAACUAUAUUUCAUGUAAAAGAUGGAAUAUUCAGGUAUUAUAAAAUGGGUCGUGAUAAAGAUAUUAUGGUAAAUUUUAUAAAAGAACGCAAAUGGGAACAAUUAGAACCUAUAUCCUCUUGGAAAGCUCCCAACUCUAUUCAAAUGUCACUGGUUGCUCAAUUUUUCAAACUCUCUCAAAAAGUUAGAGUAAUACAUUCUACACUUAUGGCUGAAUAUGGACUUCCAACAUGGGGAUCUUACUUAAUAUUUGCUAUUGCCACUAUUUUUGUUGGCGCAAUACUUGGAUUGUUUUUGGUCUGUAUAAUUGAUUUGAUAUAUCCACCACGUCAUGCUAAAUUUCCGUCAAAAGAUAAAAAAGAAGAAAAUAGUGAUAGUGGACAAGAAUCAGAUGAUGAUGAACUUGUUAAAGAUGAAUUAUUAGAUGACCAAACUAAUGAACCAAAAGAAAAAGAAUUGUCAGUGAGAAACAGGCGCAAAAUUCGUAAAACUGACUGAAGAAUUCUUUUUUAUGUUAAAUAUUUCUAUCUUCAAGAUAAUUCCAGUUACAUUUCGAUUCUAAUUUUUGUAUUAUAUUUUUUCUAAUCUAUAA
This is a messenger RNA of Daktulosphaira vitifoliae (grape phylloxera), 1029 nucleotides long. RefSeq names its product thioredoxin-related transmembrane protein 1-like. Bases 141 to 935 code for a protein of 264 amino acids. The record is from RefSeq and is a predicted model, not a curated record. The transcript is spliced from 6 exons. Lineage: Eukaryota; Metazoa; Arthropoda; Insecta; Hemiptera; Phylloxeridae.